Amorphotheca resinae ATCC 22711 is the source of this 1373-nucleotide messenger RNA. RefSeq lists its product as hypothetical. The transcript is spliced from 3 exons. The coding region runs from base 10 to 1224 and encodes 404 amino acids. The record is from RefSeq and is a predicted model, not a curated record. NCBI's taxonomy places the organism in Eukaryota, Fungi, Ascomycota, Leotiomycetes, Helotiales, Amorphothecaceae. Gene Ontology annotation, cellular component: mitochondrion.
ACACGAGCCAUGCAAACAACACGUCUCACCUUCCUCUACCCGCAUCUUUUCCGGUCGAUACGCGCCAGCGAGCCGGUACCAAAAACUGUGCGCGUACGGCCACGAUCACCGCGACAAUGCCAGCCCGCGAGAGGGUUUUCGGCGCUUGGGAGGAGAGAACGUCAUAAGCACAUGCAAAGGCAUGGAAAAGCGGUAGAGCCACUUCCAUUGAACGGGGAGGGCGCUGAGGGCGCAGACAAUGUGAAAUCUACUGCGGCCGAGAAGACAAAAGAAACCGAGAAGAGUAAAGAGCUCAACAAGAAGGCCCAAAAGGCUGAACCAGAUGCGGAACAGGAAAAGGCGAAGGCAAAGGGGGGACAAGAUGCUGCGACAUUAGCUGGGGAUAGCAAUGCUCCUAAGCAGGAAAGCGGAACGAAUACAGAGUCAACAGCCAGUCAAAAGGCCGCUGCGGGUUCGACCGAUCCUUUACCACCCCUCGAUACGAUAUUGCAUAUGCCGCCACCUGAGAGCCAAGAAGAGAGGAAUUCGCAGAAACCACCACAUUUACAGACGCCGCCCUACGUUCAUCAUUUCGAUACCUACACAUUGGUCCAGCAGGUCAUGGCGGGGGAUUUCACAGCGGCGCAGAGUAUCACGGCUAUGAAGGCUGUAAGGGCUUUGCUGGCACACAAUUUGGAAGUAGCUAAAGCGGGGUUGGUCAGCAAGAGCGACGUGGAGAAUGAAACCUAUCUCUUCCGCGCGGCAUGCUCUGAAUUACGGACGGAAAUCCAGAAUCAACGCAAGGCGAACGACGAAGCGAUGCGCAGGGAACGUACGCUCCUACAGCACGAAGUGGAUAUUUUGAGUCAAAAACUUACUCAGGAGCUGCUCACGCUAAAGGAUGACUUGAAGGGUAUGUUUGAUGAUCGAAAAAUCGCUGUCAAGAUGGAACAAAGAGCUAUAGACAGUAAGAUUCAAGAGUUGAACUACAAGAUUGCCGUUGCUCUGAAUAGCGAUACCAAGUCCGAAGUCGAAGGCUUGCGAUGGGUUCUGACAAGAAGAUCGGUAAUGGGGAUCUUGUUCAUGGCGAUUAUGGUUCUAUCGUCGUUACGGUACGCGAGUUACAAGGCGCACGAGGAGGAAAACAGGAAGAAGAAGAAGAAGAAAGAAGCCGCCUCGAAGUCUAAUGAAGAAUCAUUAGAACUUCCUGCUCAGGGGGCAGCGGAGAUUCUGGCUGCCAACUGAGAGAGAGAGACUUUGGCAACAGUUUUUAAACAGCAUUAGAGGGGGCCAGGCCAGACUGGCCCAUGAAUCAUGAGGAUUUCCGAUAGGCACUGUUUCAAGACAAGUGCAAUCGUGUCACAUUGCCAUAGAUCGUUGGCGGGGAUCUCGAU